Solea solea (common sole) is the source of this 2381-nucleotide messenger RNA. Its product is annotated as cyclic GMP-AMP synthase-like. The record is from RefSeq and is a predicted model, not a curated record. Bases 728 to 2212 code for a protein of 494 amino acids. Gene Ontology annotation, cellular component: site of double-strand break; nucleus; cytosol. The transcript has 9 exons. Gene Ontology annotation, biological process: paracrine signaling; positive regulation of defense response to virus by host; activation of innate immune response. Lineage: Eukaryota; Metazoa; Chordata; Actinopteri; Pleuronectiformes; Soleidae. Gene Ontology annotation, molecular function: 2',3'-cyclic GMP-AMP synthase activity; chromatin binding; double-stranded DNA binding.
AUAUGUGUACAUGCACACAUCUUGUCCAAACCAAUAGCUUGACACAACUGUUAUAUAUAUCAGCCCCUGCAUGGGCUCUCUCUCCCUCUCUCUCUCUCUCUCUUCUGUCUCUACCUCACCUCCCUCUUUUCCUUUCUCUCCCCCAUUUUUCCUUUCACCCCCAAGCGUUCAAGGCAGAUGCUGCACAUUUUUGAGUCAAGUUCUGCCAGAGAUUCCUGUUAAAAGGGAGGGUUUUUUCUCGCUCAGCCAGUGCCUACAUAUGUAUGUGUUCAUAUACACCGUCUUCUUCUGAUAUAGUCUUCUUUAAAGUUAUUGCUUUGUGCACUGGGACACAGUCAUGUUGAAAUAGAAAAGGGGUUUCCUCAAACUGUUGCCACAGAGAUGGAAGCAAAGCAUUGUCCUAAAUGUCACUGUAUGACUGUUAAGAUUGUCCUUCACUGGAGACAAGGAGCCUUGACCAAAGCCUGAAUUCAAUACUCAACAGGCCAAAUAUUUUUAUCAUAGUCUAUGAAGCUUUUAUUUUACUAAUGUUCAGUUUCACCUGGUUUAUGUUCGAAACAACUGCUCUUAAGUUAAGGCCUUUAGCAUUUUAUGGGGCAACAACAGUGGUCCAGAAGAAUGCCAAAGGUUCCAAGUGUGAACCUGCAGGGACUUGCACACUGGUUUCUUAUCUGGGAGGUGCACAGAGGAGGAACAGGCUUUGUCUCCACUGCCCAGGAUUCCAAUUAUGCCCCGUCUGAGACGAGAUGAGCGCAUCGUGGACAGAGACAUGGACAGAGAGUUGACCCUCAGAGCAAGCAGUCCGACCGAAGUGACGAGUCCUUGUCGCCAGAGGCAGAAACAGAAAGUUCAGAAACAACUCUCAGAGGAGGGAUCCAUGUUGGUUGAGGAUUUAGUCCCCAUCUCUCCAGAGCUGGCCAACUGGAUCAAACUCAACUCCAAAGGUCUCAAAAUCCGAAAGAAAGACCGCCAAUGGGCUUCAGAGGUGGUCAACGACUUCAGAGAAAACCUGCUGAAAUUCCUGAGGAGCUGCACUAAAGAGCCCUUUUUCCAGUCGGCUGAAUUCCUCAACACUGGCAGCUACUUUGAGAAAGUCAAGAUCCACAGUCCAGAUGAGUUUGACAUGAUGCUGAAGCUUCAGUCUCCUGCACGUCUCGAUAUGAAGGAGCUCGACGGCGGCCUCUUUUACCAGCUGGACCUCAACCAUCAGUCUCGCGGCCCCAUUCAAGCCUUUCUGCUGGACAAUGAGCGAACCCUCUCAUCAAGCAAGAUCCUGAAGACGAUGUAUCGCCUGGUCCGACAGUUCCUCAAGACCUACAAAGUGCCGGAUGAACUCUGUCAUUGGGAGGUAAACCGGAAGCGUCCCACUUCACCAGCCGUGACUUUGUCACUGUACAAAAGCGAGGAUGUCGACGAGGAGCUCAUGUCCUUGGACUUGGUUCCUGCUCUGGAGAUUCACCCAUCUCAGGGCUGGCCAGCUGUGGUCCGUAGCGGUCCAGAUGUGAAGAACUGGCUGGGGAAGAAGGUUCGCCUUGAGAUCAAAAGUCUGCCCUGUUACUUUGUCCCAAAGAGGAUGAAAGGACGAAACAUCAGUGAUGAAGCCAAAGAGAGCUGGAGGAUUUCUUUCUCUCACAUCGAGAAGAAAAUGAUGACAUAUCAUGGCAACACGAAAACCUGCUGCGAGAGCAACGCCACCAAAUGCUGCCGGAAGUCAUGUUUGAUGCUCCUCAAAUCUCUAAUUGAGGGUCUGAAACAGCGUUUUCCGAAAGAGCUCGAUGACCUCUGCUCGUACCACGGGAAGACUGCCUUCCUCCACACUCUGUCUGUCAGGUUCGACGACUCGAUGUGGGCUUGUGAGAAGCUGCCUGGCUGCUUCCUGUACCUGCUCGGGGAUCUGGAGGACCACGCGCGCAGAGGCUCUCUCCCUCACUUCUUCGUCCCUGAUUGCAACCUCUUCUCUCCGCUCGUCUUCCCACGCCGGACGCUGGCUUUCCUUGUCAACGCCUUGGUGGAGCAGAAGAGGGAGGGCCUGCCACUGCUGAAGCCUCCAGCCCCUGUCUCACCUCUGAAACUUAGAACCUCUCACUCUGAGGACUCAUCUGUGCUGACUGAGGAUCAACCAACAAACUCACUCCUUUCACACCUGAAUGAACUUCCGAUUUUUAUUGUAGCAUUGGUUGUUGUCGUGUUUCUUAUGUAUGUGAAUAAAUAAGGACACGAAGCACACAAAUUCUAUAAAACCUGGUAACAAUAUUCAUCAACUGUUAGUUUCCCUUGUUAAAGACAAGAGUUUUGGCACUUUGAGACAAUACUUAAGAUUGACAUGUCUUUCUUUUGUAAAUCUAAUUUAUUGGUGAAAUUAUUAUUCUUCUUUUUCUAUU